AUGACGGAGAAGAAAAUUAGUUCAAGAAGAUUACUUGAACAAAUCAGGGAGAAGGAGGGUGGCGCUGGGGAAUCUGAUUCUAGAGAGGAAGACGGCGGGGAGGAGCAAGAGGAUGAUACUUUUGAGGACCACAAAAACUGUUUAUGGGGACCAGAAAUUGCGAUUUCAAGGUUGAGAGUAAAAUCACAGAAAAAAAUAAGCAGUUUGGUGAGAAUAUGGCGAAGCGAAUAG
Microthlaspi erraticum is the source of this 231-nucleotide messenger RNA. Lineage: Eukaryota; Viridiplantae; Streptophyta; Magnoliopsida; Brassicales; Brassicaceae. The record is from the annotation of a GenBank genome assembly.